Messenger RNA from Linum trigynum, 3579 nucleotides. NCBI's taxonomy places the organism in Eukaryota, Viridiplantae, Streptophyta, Magnoliopsida, Malpighiales, Linaceae. The record is from the annotation of a GenBank genome assembly.
CGCCUAUCCCGUCGGUUUUCGGGAAAUGAGUAUCUCACAAUUGUUGCUAGCUUUUACUCAGCCCGUUGGUCGAUUAAUUUGCUUUAUAAGACUUUCAUCUUCUCGUCACUGUGCUUUCUGAUUUUUGUCAGGCCAUGAUAAAAUCUAAGGAAAUCAAGAACGAACAACACGAUUUGGGAUAGGAACCUCCGUUUCGUAUGCCUAGAAAAUUGUGGUCAACACAGGCUCACCUGCCAAACUGGUUUGGAUUGAGAUUUUUAUCGGGUAUCGGGGAAGCAUGUGAUUAUAAAUUAGACUUGAUUAAAACGGGCCAAAACUUGAAAUUUAUCAUGUUUGAGUGACCCAUGCCAAAUUCUAAUUAUUCUUUACUUUUAAACUUUCUAUUUGAAAAUAAAAAAUAGUGAAAGAAAAGAGAUGACUGCAUUUCGCCAUUUGCACAUCACUUCUUCGGGAAUAAAACCAUAGAAAUUCAAAAGGAACUGAAAAUGCUUAGGAUCGUUUUAAUGUUUAAAAUAACCAAAUUGAUCUUUCUGUUUAGUUUUUUACUAACAAAUACCAAACGGUUCCCUGCAAAAUACACUAUAAUUUGAUCAUUAUGAUAUCAAAUAAUUAUAUAAUAUAUAUUUGAAAUGAUAAAAAUUGUACUAAUUGGGUUGGUCGAGGUUGUACCAUUGAAUAACUUUAAAAUACAUUAUAUUUUAGCCACUAAGAUAUAAAAUAAUAGCAUAAUAUAUAUUAUGCCAGAGAAAAUAGCUUGUUUUAGAAUGACAAACCAAUGAUGUUCAUUUGUUUUACUUGAUGGUCAAAUCCCGUGUAGGACAGGCCCAUUCAACUCUUUUAUUUUAUGGUUAGCGGUUAGCCCAUUAGAUACCAUGCAUUAGUUUAUUGUUAAAUUUUUUAUUUUUAGCAAUAAAAAAGAGUAUUGUUUUUGUCUUUUCAUGUAUAUUUUAUCACCACGGAGAAAUAAAAGAGCUUAAAGAAAAAAAUUGACACUCCUAGACCCGUUUAAAUCCGCAUGUGUACGGUAAGUUUACCCGUUCCACAGAGGAAAGAGAAAAAAAAUUGACACUCCCUAUUCUAAUCUUCCUACAAACGUUUUUAGAAUGACAAACCAAUGAUGUUCAUUUGUUUACUUGAUGGCCAAAUCCCGUGUAGGUAAGGCCCAUUCAACUCUUUUAUUUUAUGGUUAGCGGGUAGCCCAUUAGAUACCAUGCAUUAGUUUAUUGUUAAAUUUUUUAUUUUUAGAAAUAAAAAGGAUUAUUGUUUUUGUCUUUUCAUAUAUAUUUUAUCACCAUGGAGAAAUAAAAGAGCUUAAAGAAAAAAAUUGACACUCCUGGACCCGUUUAAAUCUGCAUGUGUACGGUAAGUUGGCCCAUUCCACAAAGGAAAGAGAAAAAAAAUUGGCACUCCUUAUUCUACCCUUCCUACAAACGCUCAUGGAGCAGGGAAUUCGAAAUGGGAGAAGGGUUUUUUCCUCCAUGCUAUUAUACGUUUUUAAUUUAAAAAGAUACAACAAAUGUACUUAGUGUGAUUGGUUAUGAUCCUUGCUUUUCUUUAAAAUGGUCAUGGUUCAAAUCCCAGUACGUGUCUUUUUAAUGAAUAAAAAAAAGUAAUUGUGAAGACCAAAAUGUCCUUCCUACUUUCACUCUCGUUGCAGGAAAUUUGAAAUGAGGCUCAUGUUUUUCCCUUCAGUGUAUUAUAUUAUGUGUAGACAACCGACGCUGAACUCUUCCAGUCAAACUCGCUAAACGUCUCUCUCUUUCUUACUAUCCUUCCUGAACGGUUCGCUAUCGCUACCCAAUUGGGUUUUUGUAAGGUCCUGGAAGAGUGAUAUCUGGCGAAGAGGGGAGAAGAAGGUAGAAGACGAAGCUUGGGAGAAUAGGGAAAGAGCUAUGUUAUUUAUCUAAAGAGUAAAGCUGUUUUACAGAAGAAUGAUUUUCCAAAAGGAUCCCAAUAACAGAACUCUCUCUCCCUAUUUAUACUUCCUCCCACUUUACACGUCACUUUCAGCUGUACAGGUUGUUACAGUUUUCCGCCCUCACUAUUGUUGUUGUGACGAAACAGUAGAACGAAGGAAAAAGGGAGGAGUUCCCCCCCCCCCCCCCCACGGGUUUGGGGUUAUAGGAGAUAUUGGUUUGGUGGUGAACAGAGAUGUGAAGAAGAUGGAGGGAACGAAUGGGUAUGCUGUUGAUGGUGGGGAAAAAAGCAAUGGGAGCUCUAGCAAUGGUAAUCGUAGGCUGCCUGCUCCCAGCCUCCCUCCACCUCCGCCGUCGUCGUACCGGCAGUGUUUCGCCAAUGCUGGUGUGCCUGUGUCUUGUAAGAGGACUCUGGUUCGCCAUCCGUCUCUUGUGAAGACAUCUGCCUUUGAAAUCUCUUUGGAAUCUGAAGUGAGUAUACGGACUCAUGGUCCUGAUUACACUCCCAUUGUCCGGUCAGGAGCCUUUUCGGAUAUUGGCUUUCGCCCCAGAAUGGAGGAUGUCUAUACUUGUAUUGAUGAUUUCACAAUUGAUUAUGGUCUCGGACACGAUACUGAUGGGCCUAACGCCUUCUACGGGGUUUUUGAUGGUCAUGGAGGGAAACAUGCUGCAGAUUUUGCAUGCCACCAUUUGCCGAGAUUCAUCAUUGAAGAUGAAGACUUCCCAAGAGAUCUAGAAAGGGUCAUUGCAUCUGCUUUUCAGCAGACUGAUAGUGCUUUUGCAGAGGCAUGCUUGCUUGAUGCUGGUCUUGCUUCUGGCACUACUGCAUUGGUUGCUCUUGUUAUGGGAAGGUUAUUGGUGGUGGCAAAUGCUGGAGACUGCCGGGCAGUGCUUUCUCGGCGUGGCAAAGCAGUUGAGAUGUCUCGGGAUCACAAGCCAGGCUGCGCCAGAGAACAAAAACGCAUAGAGGCAUCUGGCGGAUCUGUUUAUGACGGCUACCUAAAUGGACAGCUCAAUGUUGCUCGGGCAAUAGGAGAUUGGCACGUGGAAGGACUGAAAGCCCAGGAAGGUGGCCCGCUUAGUGCCGAGCCUGAGCUAAUAACCACUGAACUGACAGAAGAUGAUGAAUUCCUCAUCAUAGGAUGUGAUGGAAUAUGGGAUGUGUUCAGGAGCCAAAAUGCAGUAGACUUUGCCUGGCGGAGGCUUCAGGAGCACAAUGAUCCCUUCGUGUGUAGCAAAGAUCUGGUUGAUGAAGCCCUAAAGAGGAAGAGUGGGGACAAUCUAUCUGCAGUUGUUGUUUGCUUUCAGUCUGGGCCUCCCCCGAACUUGGUUGCUCCACGUUCUAGGGUGCGGAGGAGCUUCUCUGCCGAGGGCUUGAGGGAGCUGCAGAGUUUCUUGGAUGACUUGGCUAAUUGAGACGGUAGCGAUGAUUAGUGGUUCCCCUGAUUCCAAUUUUCCCAGAAGAGUCCACUAAUUUGAAUGUAUUAGGUGUAGUUUGAGGUAUUGAUGAGUCACUCCCAACUGUAACAUAUACGGCUGCAAGAAGAUGGUAAUUUGCUUCAUAAUCUGCUCUCUCUUUGAAGUUGUUAAGGCAUAUGCCUUAAUGUUGGAGGCAUUUAUUCCUUGGUUCUCAAGAAACCCCAAAUAAUGAGAUGGUUACCUG